AUUCAGCAAACCUGGAGCAACGUCGUGAAGGUCAUCCUACGACGUACCAGUGAAACGCUGAGAGAAACUCAGGGUGGAUUCCGAGGAGACAAGGAAGCAUGGUUCUGGAAUGAUGAAGUCCAGGGAGUUGUGAGAGCGCUGGCAGAAAACACGAGCUCCAGGAGACCUGACUGCCUAACUCUCAAGAGGGUUGCGAAGGCUGCUGUAGCGAAGGCAGCAGUAGGAAGUGGACUCUUGUAUGAGAAACUCGAGGGACGAGAAGGAGAGAAGUUCGUCUUCCGACUGGCAAAAUCGCGUAACCGGGCUACUCUAGACAUCAGGGCAGUGAAGUCCGCUAGGAGCAGCGGGGGUGCCAUCCUCAGGAAACCUGGGGAGGUCAGGCGUAGGUGGAAGGAAUACUUCGAUAGGCUCCUAAACGAAGAAUUCGCCCAUAAGAAGAGUCCUCAAUUAGAGGCAACGCUUGGUCCCAUCAAACUGGACAGAGGAUGGGGUGCGCAAAGCAAUAGGAAAAAUGGAGGUUGGAAAAGCAAUUGGUCUAGAUGGGAUACCUGUCGAGGCAUGAAGGUCGCUCGGAGAGCAUGGGGUAAGGUGGCUCACGCGAUUCUUGGAUACAGUGACCCCCAAAGACGAUUCCCAGAGGCGUGGAGGAGCAGUAGUAUCGUUCCCAUCCUCAAGCAAAGGGAAGACGCGAUGGAGUGUUCUGACUACAAGGGGAUCGAGUUGAUUGCUCACACGAUGAAAGUGUACGAGCAUCUGGUAGACUCAAGAUUGAUAGAGUCCCGAUCUCACAGGAGCGGUUCAGCUUCAUGCCUGAAAGGUCUACAACGGAUGCCAUCUCCAUAG
Messenger RNA from Haemonchus placei, 843 nucleotides. The record is from the annotation of a GenBank genome assembly. Lineage: Eukaryota; Metazoa; Nematoda; Chromadorea; Rhabditida; Trichostrongylidae.